AAUUAUUUGCUCUCGUCAUUUCUUCGGAACAGAAGCAGGGAAGUAGUGUGUGCUUUGUGUCAUGAUCAAGUCCUUUUGACUGUAUGGCUCGCGAGUGCUCCAAGUCUUUUUACUUUGACUUGCUGACAACCGCCUGCAAACCUUGCGAGCUCCAUUGCAACAAUGCCAAUACGCGACCUGCCGCCUGUCAGGACUACAGCUGCAGCAAUACUCCAGUGCCUUCCGUGACCAUUCCUGAUGCAAGUAAAAUCGCAUGGAUUAUCAUUGGAUCACUUCAGCUGUUAAUAUUGAUAUUUAUAGUAUUUAUUCUUUUCAUUCGAAAAUUGCAUCAAUGGAAAGCAAAUGUACCAUUUAAAUCUACAGAUGUGAUACCCAAUAAUAAUGUCAUCAUUUCAAGUUUCAAGGAAACCACACUUGCCGAAGAUACACAUCAAUUCUCUCGUGUAAGAAAUCAGCAAUCAGAUCACUUUAUGGAACCUGACAUUUCCACUUGUGCAGCCCAAGGAAGUGAAAUGAAGAUACUGAUAUCAUGUGGUCAGGGGGACUAUGACUAUGAUGCCUCAUUUCCUUUACCAGCUACUGAAGAAGGAGCAACAGCUCUUGUCACAACCAAAACUGCAGAGUGCUGUGACUGUAGAUAAGUGUAUUUUUCAGCAGUCAGGAAUGCUUUUUGAAAUAUGAUGAGCUGAUAUUUAGAAAUUUGCAGAACGAUUCCUGAAAAGAUGAUAAUUUUGCUAUUGUAAAAUCUUGCCUUGUGCAAUUUGACUGCCUUGCCUAUGAUGUGAUGGCAACUAUACUUCACAAAUACCCGGGCUGUAAUUUUGUUUUUGUAGUUUAACCAAGUUGCUGCUUCAAUAUGUUUCCAUUUCUCUUGCUUUAUUUCUUGUUGUCAUGACCCUUAACCAAUUUCAAAGUUUCUAAUCAGUUCAAACAGCUGUGUUUUCUUCCAAGGUUUCUUUAUUGCUAUGUUCUGUUUUGCUCAAUGUUCUGUGUUUUACCGUAGUGAUAUUUAUAAUUUAUUGCCUUAGUUUAGUUUGACAACAUUUAAACUUAGUUUUAUUUUCUUUGCUCUUCCUACAGCUAGCAAUUUUUUUCAAAUCACUUUUGCAUUCUACUUUUUUGUGCUUCCUCAGUUGUAUCCUAUUUUUGAUUUUUCUCCCCACACCCCCAACACCAGCUCCAUAGCCAAGAAAGCCCAGCAGCAUCUCUAUUUUCUGCCAAGGCUGAGAAAAGUCCACCUUCCUCCCCACAUCCUCACCACAUUUUACAGAGGAUGUAUCGAGAGCAUCCUGAGCAGCUGCAUCACUGCCUUGUUCGGGAAUUGCACCGUCUCGGAUCGCAAGACCCUGUAGCAGAUAGUGAGGUCAGCUGAGAAGAUCAUCGGGGUCUCUCUUCCCGCUAUUACAGACAUUUAUAACACACACUGCACCCGCAAAGCUAACAGUAUUGUGAAGGACCCCACGCACCCCUCACACAAACUCUUCUCCCUCCUGCCAUCUGGCAAAAGGUACCGAAGCAUUCUGGCUCUCACAACCAGACUGUGCAACAGUUUCUUCCCCCAAGCCAUCAGACUCCUCAAUACUCAGAGUCUAGACUGACAUCUAUAUCAUUUAUUAUUAUAUUGUAAUUUGUCCUCUACUGUGCCUAUUGUCUUGUUUAUUAAUUAUUGUACUGUCCUGCACUGUUUUGUGCACUUUAUGUAGUCUUGUGCAGGUCUGGAGUUACUGUAUAUGAUCUUCCUCUGGGAGCUCUUGUUUUCUCUCACAGUCCAAAGACAUACUAGUUGGUAGGUUGAUCGGUCAUUGUACAAAUUGUCUUUUGAUGAGGCUACUGUU
Molecule: messenger RNA, 1835 nt
Organism: Mobula hypostoma (lesser devil ray)
Lineage: Eukaryota; Metazoa; Chordata; Chondrichthyes; Myliobatiformes; Myliobatidae
Product: tumor necrosis factor receptor superfamily member 17-like
Exons: 3
Coding region: 84-641 (185 amino acids)
Biological process (GO): tumor necrosis factor-mediated signaling pathway
Molecular function (GO): signaling receptor activity
Source: RefSeq, a predicted model, not a curated record